This is a messenger RNA of Trypanosoma cruzi, 4341 nucleotides long. Its product is annotated as trans-sialidase, putative. Bases 1 to 4341 code for a protein of 1446 amino acids. Lineage: Eukaryota; Euglenozoa; Kinetoplastea; Trypanosomatida; Trypanosomatidae. Gene Ontology annotation, molecular function: exo-alpha-sialidase activity. The record is from RefSeq and is a predicted model, not a curated record. The transcript has a single exon.
AUGCUCUCACGCGUUGCUGCUGUCAUGGCACCCCGCACACACAACCGUCGCCGCGUGACCGGAUCCAGCGGAAGGAGGAGGGGAGGAGGAGAGAGUGAGCCGCCGAGGCCCAACAUGUCCCGGCGUGUGUUUGCUUCCGCAGUGCUGCUCCUCCUCGUCGUGAUGAUGUGCGCCGCCGUGGGUCCUGUGCAGGCCCAAAACCGUGGAAAGAGAGUGGGCGAUUCCUAUGGAGGACACAGUUCGGAGUCGUUGUCAAGGGAGCAUCGAGCCGCAAACCCAGCGGUCCCUGGCCACAUUUUCCGCAAUCCCCAUCUUGUGAAUGUGGACGGGAUGCUUAUGGCCAUUGUUGGAGCUCAGUUCAAUGGAUCUGUGGGGAGCGGGAGUGCGUCCAUGCAGUUGAUGGCGCAGCUCAGCUUGGAUCGUGGGGUGAAUUGGAGUCCGUACUCGAGACCUGGAGAUGUUGACGCUUUUGCUGCACGCCUUCACCAGAUGUUGUUUACCACGCCUUUCAGACUCUUCGGACCGCUUUUUGCAUUUGUGGAGGGCUACGACUUACGGAACGGAGUCAGACCUCAUUAUCCCGAUGAGCGGGGAGGAAGUGGUGUGGAGUCUGUUAUCCAUUUUCUGGAGACGGGGCCUGGACGAAGCGGAGGUUUUUCGAUGAGUUCCGUCUCUAUGAGCAUUCGCCCUCCUUAUCCCUAUAAAUCCGACGGAUUGAUUGGCUUCCUCAACGAUGCCAGUACUCCCAUCACGAAAAUGACGGAUGGCACGCUCGUGUUUCCCGUGCAGUUUCUGACAAUGGGAGGGAGCACUGCGUCCACAAUCAUGUACUGGAAUUCCGGUCAACAGCACUGGACCUUUGCGAACAGCGCGACACAUGCGGGCUGCACCAACCCCAUUAUCCUUGAAUGGGAGGCUGGGAAAAUUAUCAUGAUCACCUCAUGUGAGUCCGAUCGCAGAAGAGUGUACGAGUCGACUGACAAGGGGAACACGUGGACGGAGGCUCUGGGGACGCUCUCGCGCGUGUGGAGCAACUCAUUGGCAGGUCUUGGGCUCCACAUUCAGAGUGGAUUCAUCACUGCAACGAUUGGCGGAAAGAAGGUGAUCCUCCUCACCCAGCUGGAAUAUUCCAGACACGACAGCAAGGGCGAGAUUCGUCUGUGGCUAACGGACGCGAACCGCAUUUACAACGUUGGCCUGUUAGCCACUGGGUAUGGCGCGACCUCCAGCUCUCUGUUGUACGCGGAUGAUAGGCUGUAUUGUUUGUACGAGGCCAGUGGUGGAAGCGACUCUGGAGCCUUCUUCCUGGAUCUGACGUCUGAGCUGCAGAGGAUAAGGCAUGCGCUGGAUACUUGGGCCGCGAAGGACAAUGCCUUGGGAAAAUGCAGCUCAAUUGCCUCAGACGCCGCGCUGUCAAGAUGGGGCUGUUCUGUUCCUUUCCCCACGGCUGGGCUUGUGGGCCAUUUGGCAGACAGGUUCAGCGGGCACAAGUGGGAGGACGAGUACCUUGGGGUGAAUGCCGUUGUGAGGGGUGCGACGAAAAAGGUUCCCAGUGGGUUGACGUUCGAAGGGCAAGGCGCGGGGGCCGAGUGGCCUGUGGACAAGCAGUGGCCGACCAGACCACUCCACUUUGCAAACUAUGGGUUUACUCUUGCGGCAACGGUGUCGAUCCACGAGGUGCCGAAGGGCAUCACUCCCCUGAUGGGCCUGAAGAGAAUGGGGACGACAACACUCCUGGGACUGUCGUACGAUAAGAAUAUGGAGUGGAGAGUGGUGAAUGACUUGUUCCCGAAGCAUUUUACCGCAUGGGAGGUGGACAAGACGUAUCACGUGGUGCUCAAAAUGCAUGACGGUGUGGGCUCCGUGUACGUUGACGGGACUCUCCUUUGGAAUAUGAGGCUGAAAAAUUCGUUCAAUGAAGGGCUGGGCACGGUCUCACACUUUUACUUUGGCGCGUACGACGAGCAGCUGAGCAGCGGAAAGAUCCAUGCGACGGUGGCGAACGUCUUUCUGUACAACCGCCCGUUGAAUGAAACUGAGAUUGGUGCCCUCAACGCGAGUAAAGUCACCAUUCCACCUCCGGAAAGGAAGCCGGUGCCGGCGGCGGCAGCUACCUCUUCGUCCGUUGAACCUGCCAACGAGAGGGUGACCACAAAUACGCAGCCAACUGUGCCAUCGCCUGCUACUGCCGGACCACAGCAGACGGACCAAACAACUUUGAACGCGAGCAGUGUUCCGAGUGGUGGCGCUCCAUCCAAACCAGCGGAGCCGAAAUCAGCAGAGCCUGAACCAGCGGAGCCGAAAUCAGCAGGGCCCAAACCAGCGGAGCCGAAAUCAGCAGAGCCCAAACCAGCGGAGCCGAAAUCAGCAGAGCCCAAACCAGCGGAGCCGAAAUCAGCAGGGCCCAAACCAGCGGAGCCGAAAUCAGCAGAGCCCAAACCAGCUGAGCCGAAAUCUGCAGAGCCCAAACCAGCUGAGCCGAAAUCAGCAGAGCCUGAACCAGCGGAGCCGAAAUCAGCAGAGCCCAAACCAGCUGAGCCGAAAUCAGCAGAGCCCAAACCAGCUGAGCCGAAAUCUGCAGAGCCCAAACCAGCUGAGCCGAAAUCAGCAGAGCCUGAACCAGCGGAGCCGAAAUCAGCAGAGCCCAAACCAGCUGAGCCGAAAUCAGCAGAGCCUGAACCAGCUGAGCCGAAAUCAGCAGAGCCCAAACCAGCGGAGCCGAAAUCUGCAGAGCCCAAACCAGCUGAGCCGAAAUCAGCAGAGCCCAAACCAGCUGAGCCGAAAUCAGCAGGGCCCAAACCAGCGGAGCCGAAAUCUGCAGAGCCCAAACCAGCUGAGCCGAAAUCAGCAGAGCCCAAACCAGCUGAGCCGAAAUCAGCAGAGCCCAAACCAGCUGAGCCGAAAUCAGCAGAGCCCAAACCAGCUGAGCCGAAAUCUGCAGAGCCCAAACCAGCUGAGCCGAAAUCAGCAGAGCCCAAACCAGCGGAGCCGAAAUCAGCAGAGCCCAAACCAGCGGAGCCGAAAUCAGCAGAGCCCAAACCAGCGGAGCCGAAAUCAGCAGAGCCUGAACCAGCGGAGCCGAAAUCAGCAGAGCCCAAACCAGCGGAGCCGAAAUCUGCAGAGCCCAAACCAGCUGAGCCGAAAUCAGCAGGGCCCAAACCAGCGGAGCCGAAAUCAGCAGAGCCUGAACCAACGGAGCCGAAAUCAGCAGGGCCCAAACCAGCGGAGCCGAAAUCAGCAGAGCCUGAACCAGCGGAGCCGAAAUCAGCAGAGCCCAAACCAGCUGAGCCGAAAUCAGCAGGGCCCAAACCAGCGGAGCCGAAAUCAGCAGAGCCCAAACCAGCGGAGCCGAAAUCAGCAGAGCCUGAACCAACGAAGCCGAAAUCAGCAGGGCCCAAACCAGCGGAGCCGAAAUCAGCAGGGCCCAAACCAGCGGAGCCGAAAUCAGCAGAGCCCAAACCAGCGGAGCCGAAAUCAGCAGAGCCCAAACCAGCGGAGCCGAAAUCAGCAGAGCCCAAACCAGCGGAGCCGAAAUCAGCAGGGCCCAAACCAGCGGAGCCGAAAUCAGCAGAGCCUGAACCAGCUGAGCCGAAAUCAGCAGAGCCUGAACCAACGGAGCCGAAAUCAGCAGAGCCUGAACCAACGGAGCCGAAAUCAGCAGAGCCCAAACCAGCGGAGCCGUACUCAGCAGAGCCUGAACCAACGGAGCCGAAAUCAGCAGAGCCCAAACCAGCGGAGCCGAAAUCAGCAGAGCCUGAACCAGCUGAGCCGAAAUCAGCAGAGCCUGAACCAGCGGAGCCGAAAUCAGCAGAGCCCAAACCAGCGGAGCCGAAAUCAGCAGAGCCUGAACCAACGGAGCCGAAAUCAGCAGGGCCCAAACCAGCGGAGCCGUACUCAGCAGAGCCCAAACCAGCGGAGCCGAAAUCAGCAGAGCCUGAACCAACGGAGCCGAAAUCAGCAGAGCCUGAACCAACGGAGCCGAAAUCAGCAGGGCCCAAACCAGCGGAGCCGUACUCAGCAGAGCCCAAACCAGCGGAGCCGAAAUCAGCAGAGCUCAAUGCCACGACCCCCUCAGCAAGGGAGGGUGCUGCAGACCAGUCGGCAUCUGUUACAUCUUCAGGCGCCUCCAGUACUGAUGUUGGUGCUUCCUCAUCUGAUGAUGCACAAACGGUGGGGAUGGAAGGUGGAGAUAUGAUGCAGGCAGAUCAACCAGUCCAAUUCUCUGUGGGCACCCCCGACGCAGCAAAUGCAGCAACACAUAACGCUGAAGGCAAGGGACAAGAUGGGCUCCAUCCACAGGUCAAGGAAGCAGAGGCGGCGACACUCAGCAGCAGCCUUUAA